Molecule: messenger RNA, 2171 nt
Organism: Actinia tenebrosa (Australian red waratah sea anemone)
Lineage: Eukaryota; Metazoa; Cnidaria; Anthozoa; Actiniaria; Actiniidae
Product: transmembrane protein 209
Cellular component (GO): membrane
Source: RefSeq, a predicted model, not a curated record
CUCAGCGGUCUUCUCACACAAACCAACAAAGAUGGCGGUAUUUUAACGUGCGUUUUCUCUUUCUCUCUUUCCGCCAUUUCUCCUUCAAAUCAUCACUUAAAACUUUACACAUCACGUUUCCAGUGCAAGAAGAUGAACCGUAGACUCAAUAAGAGCCGGAGUCCUAUCGUAAACGCUUCGUUUCAACGUCGACAACUCAGCAAGACCUCGCGUUCUGCCGGCACAUGGGUGUUUGUCAACGUUAUUCUCGCGACUUUCUUUCUCUCUGAGCUUAUGUGGGGGUCCAUCGCUAGUUACCUGGAAUGGCACCAUCCCAUUAUAUGGUAUACAGAAUGCACACUUGCAGUUUGGUUCACCAUCAGUUUUAUAACAGACUUGUUUUUGUACCUGCGACCUGUGGUAACAAGCAAUACAGUCCUACUAACUCCACAUCAAAAGAAGCUGCUUGGGAUUAAACAAACAGACGGUGGCUUUAAGGUUCUUACUCAAGACAAGCAGUCACCUUUAUCGAAUCAGUCUCCUCCCACAUCACCUCUAGUUGCACCAUUAACAGAGUGUACUCCAAGAGGUCUCUCUGUCACCCCUCCCAAGUCCAGUAGUAGUUCCCCUAGAAUAUCAGGCUAUACUCCACCAUCGUACUAUGACAAGGCCACACCAGACACAAGUUUAAGAUCAAGACAUUCUUCACCAAGAAAGUCUCCUUAUUCCCCAAGUGAUUGUAUCAACAACUUGAACAGUUUGAAAGAGUAUUKGAGGGAACAAGAAGAAGAAGAGAACAGGUUACAAAGAGCUUUAUCAGACUCCCUUUCACAAAGUCGUAGUCCAUCCUUUUGGUCACCAUAUCGAAAUGAUUUCACACCUCAACUAGGUGUAUAUAGAAUUGCCAGAAGAUCUCCUGAUUCCAGUCUAUCAAGGGAUGAUGAUGAUUCAGCAUAUUCAUCAAGCAGAGCAGAAGAAAUGUGGCUGAGGAUAGGUGUGACAAGAGAGGAUCUUGAUUACUGGACAGAAAACUGUCGCAAGUGGCUCUGUCAGACGAUUCUCCAACGUUUAGUAGAACAGAUAGACUCCAUUAAUGAUACCCUCUGCAAAAUUGGAUGUCAAGAGCUGCAAGUUGGAACCAUCAGUCUCAGUUCACUACGACAUGUCUCUCAAGCCAAGGCUGAACAAGUUCCAUUCCUUCAAGUAAUCAUACCUUAUUUGGAAGCUUCAAAUAACCAGGAGUAUCUUGUGCAAAGAAUUCGAGAGCUCGCCAAAGGAGGCUGUAUGAGCGUUUUUAGAUGGAACUCUGGCGGAAAAUUCAGAGGCAAGGACUGGGAGUCAGACCUACUCACAGACUCACAGAUAGUCAUGCACAUGUUUUGUACCUACAUGGACUCGAGGCUGCCCGCUGAUCCACGGUUCCCGGAUGGUGGUACCUUUACUGGGCUUCAUUUUCUCAAGACACCAGACAAACCAGAUGCCAGGAAAAGCGAUUUAUGCAUUUACAUGUCGCGGCUUCACCCUCCACACUAUAAGGUGGUUAUAGAAGAUGAGGUUUUUGAUUUAGCAAAGGGUCGAAAUAACUUAUUCCACGCUAUCAUAUUCUUUUUAAAUCACGUCAAGACAAAUCAAAAUGGAAUGUUAGGCCGCGUUAACUUGGGUCUAUCGGGAGUAAAUAUUCUCUGUAUCAUCAACAAGAAGUAAUUAAGGAAAGAAUAUCCGCCAUUCAGGAGCAGAACUCUGGUUGGAUCAAUGUCGGAAGCGCAGAUAACAAGUUGAGGACGUCAUGGAAAAUAGGUGUUUCAGGCGCUAUAAUAUUCAUCAAAAUCAGUCUUUUCUUUCCCAGGUUUCUUGAACCUCCUUUUGUUGUGUUACAUCUUGGGGACCUCUGUGCACAAAGGGACAAGCUCCUCACGUCCACAAUUUUGAUACAUUUUACUUUUGAUUCUUUUUUUUUUUUUUUUUUUUUUUUUUUUUUUUUUUUUUUUUUUUUUUUUUUUCUUUUGUUAUAUCUUUAUUUUGAUACUAUUGGUGUUUAUAUUACAUUAGCGCCAAAUUUAGACUGAGGAGGGUGGGGAGGUGAAAUAAAGAUGAUCAUUUUUAAGAAGGCUAUUGUAGCUUGCCUCUUCGCGCAAACGUGCUCGCUUUUUUAAUAUGGAGUGGAAAGGCAGAGAAUCGGGACAAGGACAGGA